CUCGCUACAUACUAUGUAUCAUGGGUUACUUCGGGUUUGUUCUGGUCUAUUGUCUGCGUGUUACGGUCAGUAUUGGCGUGGCGGCCAUGGUGAAUUCGUCGUAUGCUCCACCACGUGACAUCAAUGCGAGCGGUGAAUACUGCGAAGAGCGAGGCGCCAAUGGCAGUAUGCGACAGGAGGAUACUGGAGAAUUUGACUGGGACAGCGAAACCCAGGAGUUCAUCCUGGCUGGCUUUUUCUAUGGUUACAUCUUCACCCAGCUUCCAGGUGGGUGGCUUGCGGACAAGUUUGGAGGAAAAUAUAUUUUCGCUUUAGGUGUUCUCAGUACCAGCCUCUGUUCGCUAGUGUUUCCCGUAGCUUCCUACGCCGGAGCUGGUGUCGUCUUUGCCACGAGGGUCGUUAGCGGUAUUGGAGAAGGUGUCACAUUUCCAGCUAUGUUUUCGAUGUUCAGUAAUUGGGUCCAUCAAGAAGAGAGAAGCAGGUUAGCAGUCAUUACUUUCUCAGGGUCAUGUCUUGGUAACAUUCUGGGUCAAGCGAUCUCCGGUGUGACUGCAUCAUCAGGAUUCCUAGGAGGAUGGCCUUCACCUUUCUACAUAUUCGGAAGCACAGGAUUAAUUUGGUUUGUAGCGUGGUUAUGUCUGGCAUAUAAUACACCUGCCGAGCAUCCUAGAAUAUCCAUGGCUGAACGAAAGUAUAUUGAGUCGGGAGUAACUCAAAAAUCGAUUUCCAAAGUGAAAGUGCCAUGGGGGAAGAUUUUGACCUCCAUGCCCGUUUGGGCUCAAGUAGUGGCUCAUAUGACGGCCUGCUGGGGGUACUUCACACUCCUGACCAACCUACCAAUCUACAUGAACGAUGUGCUGAGAUAUGACUUAACAAUGGCUGGUGUGCUAUCGGCUGUACCGUACGCCGUUCAGUGGGUUACUAUGAUUAUAGCAGGACAAGUGGCUGAUUAUCUUAUUAACACUGGAUACCUGUCUCGAACAGCUAUCAGGAAAAUAUUUGUGUCAACAGGACUCUUCGGAUACGGCGUUACACAGGCUCUGGUCGCCCUUGUCGGUUGCAAUGGUGCCCUCUCCGUCACAUUCAUUUCACUUGGUCUUGGCAUCCUUGGUAUCGCAUUCUCGGGUUACUUGCCGAACACACUCGACCUGGCCCCCGCCUAUUCGGGUAGCAUCGGAGGCCUGGUGCAGAGUUCCGGACCCAUCUCGGGAAUCCUCGGGCCUUACCUCGUUGGGGUUUUCACUGAAGACCAGAGAAACUUGCAGGGGUGGCAAUAUGUGUUCUACAUUUCUUUUGGAGUAACCACGUUUGGAUCCCUUUUCUACCUCAUCUUUGCAUCUGGAUAUGAGCAACCAUGGGCUUCAAAUAAUGAUACAUCCAAACAGGAACAUAAACGGGGUUAUGAAAAAAUUUGAACGAUAUUCCUUUUGGUAGUGAAAGGAAUCUAGAAAUGUUUUAUGUUUAUUUUUAUAUUUUGCUGUUCUUCUGUUAUCUUUGUUCUCGUUAUUUUUCUCUCUCUUUCUCACAUAUGAACACACAUAUACAUAUAUUGCGCUUGUUAAGUGCUCCUUUCGUGUGUUUCUGGUAUAAGCAUAUAUAUCUACUAAAUGUAUGUCGAUAUAUGUAUAUCCACACAUACACACACCCACACACACGCACAUAUACCUAAAUCCUUGUACACGUUGCACACGAAGCGUCAUUUUGAUUCAAGUCAGUGAUUGUACUUAUCAUUUUGCUUGUACAAUGUCAUAAUAUAGCACGUCAAAGACUGGGCAAGUUGCUGAUACAGUCUUACAUCAGGCAAUCAUGCUCCAAACAUGCGUUAUGUUAGUACUUUACUCAGUCCGGCCAACAUAAACGAACAUUAUAUAAUCCUUUUUUUUUUAGGUUCAUGCGCCAUAUACAGUGCCAUUGUAUUGUCAGUUUGUAAUUUUUUCCAGUAAUAAAAUAACCCUGGUUUGGGAGCAAAAUUCAA
This is a messenger RNA of Strongylocentrotus purpuratus (purple sea urchin), 1975 nucleotides long. Its product is annotated as sialin. The coding region runs from base 21 to 1415 and encodes 464 amino acids. NCBI's taxonomy places the organism in Eukaryota, Metazoa, Echinodermata, Echinoidea, Camarodonta, Strongylocentrotidae. The transcript has 9 exons. Gene Ontology annotation, molecular function: transmembrane transporter activity. Gene Ontology annotation, biological process: transmembrane transport; monoatomic anion transport. The record is from RefSeq and is a predicted model, not a curated record.